Amphimedon queenslandica is the source of this 1833-nucleotide messenger RNA. Its product is annotated as lysosome membrane protein 2-like. Gene Ontology annotation, cellular component: membrane; cytoplasm. The transcript has 10 exons. Lineage: Eukaryota; Metazoa; Porifera; Demospongiae; Haplosclerida; Niphatidae. Gene Ontology annotation, molecular function: scavenger receptor activity. The record is from RefSeq and is a predicted model, not a curated record. The coding region runs from base 88 to 1743 and encodes 551 amino acids.
GGUCUGAUCCAUUGACCUGUGCUAUUGCUGGCUGACUCUUCUCUUGUGUCUCAGUUUGUAGCUACUAGUCUUUAAGGAGGAGAGAGGAUGAGUGAUGAUGAUGGUAGGAGUCCAGAGGAGCAGCCGCUACUGAGGGUUGAUGGUGGCAGGGGCAGGAGAAUGAAGGAGAGCAAGUGUGGCCGGUGUGUCAGCUCCCGUGCCUGCUGUGGCCUUCUCUGCUGUAUUAUGAUAACCACCGCCAUUAUUGCUGCUGUACUAGCUGUUCUUAUAUCCUAUGGUAUCAUUGAUAAAGAAGUUGAUAAGUUUAUUGCUAAACAAGUAUCGUUAACUAAAGGUUCAGCAGCUACAGACCAAUGGUCUAAACCUGGUGCCGCUGUCUACAUGUCCUUCUACAUGUUUAACUUAACUAACAAAGAUGAGUUUUUAAAUGGAGAGAAAGCUACUAUUAAAGAAAUAGGACCAUUUGUAUACAAUGAGUCGAAGACGAAGUAUAAUUUGAGAUGGAACAGUGAUGAGACCAUUUUGGAAUAUUUUGAAAAUACCUCGUAUAUUUUUAACAAAGAGAAAUCAAACAGACUUGAUCCAAGUCAUGUUAACAUUACCACUAUUAACCUCCCUCUUAUUGGAUUUCUCCUCCAGUUUGAAAAACUAAUAAACAUUUCUGCUACUUUUCCACCUCCAAUCAACACUAUUGUUAAAGAUCUAAUUGAAACUAUAAUAACUGAAUUGAACAAAGACUUUAACGAGAAACUAAUAAUGACACGACCAGUCAGUGAGAUACUCUGGGGCUAUGAAGAUCCUUUUCUGAAGUUUGUGGCCGAUUUGUUAGCAAAUGUGACAUUUAUUGAUUUACAUAAGGAGCUCAAUGGUGGAUUCUUCCAGUUAGAGCACCAGACUGAUACAGCUGGUCCUAAUAUGGUCUACACUGGUAAAGGAUCACCCCAGACUACAGCACAGUAUCUCAUGUAUGACGGUAAAACCAGUAUAACCGGUUGGGGCACUCCUUAUGCCCAGAUGAUCAACGGUACUGAAGCACUCCUGUUCCAUCCUGGAGUAUCAAGAACUGACGUGUUGGAUGUGUAUGUGGAUGAACUCUUCAGAUCUGGCUACUUUACCUAUUAUAAAGAUAUCACUGAAUUUGAUAUAAAGAUGUAUCAGUUCAGACUACCACAGAAAGAGCUACAGAAAGCUUAUCAGGACAAAGGAUUCUACAUGGACGGGCCUGAUGGUGUACUUAAUCUCACUGCUGUGUUCCCCCUAAAUGUCCCAAUAUUUGUUAGUAAGCCUCACUUCCUUGAUGCUGAUGAAUAUUAUACUAAUGAUAUUAAUGGUCCCCCUAGCAACAGGGACAAACAUGAUUCAUUCCUUAACGUUGAACCAAUAACUGGUGCUGUGCUGCAUGCUGCCAAGAGGUUACAAAUUAACAUCCAACUCAAACAAUACGAAGACAUACCUGAUUUAUCUCAUUUGCCAAUCAAUACAACCUACCUGCCUUUACUGUGGGUUGAAGAGACUGGGUCUCUUAACGAGUCAAUUGCCAGUACAUUUAGAGAUACUGUGUAUAAACCAAUCAACACAAUACAAAUAUCUGCAAUAACGGUAGCAUCUGUAUCAGGAUCUGUUGGUAUAUUGUUGCUGUUGAUAUUCCUAAUGGUUGGGCUGUGCAAACUUGAGAUGUACAUGAAGAGGAGACGCAAAAGGAAUGGAGAAACUGCAUAUGUUGGUCUCAAUUUUAAUAACUAGUUUUAAUGACUAUUAAUAACUAAUUUUAAUAACUACAUUUUUGUAAUUGCUGUGAGAAAUUUUGACCAAUAACAAUUUAAUUAAAAUUAA